Miscanthus lutarioriparius is the source of this 972-nucleotide messenger RNA. Lineage: Eukaryota; Viridiplantae; Streptophyta; Magnoliopsida; Poales; Poaceae. The record is from the annotation of a GenBank genome assembly.
AUGGUCUCGCGUCCAGUGGCGGGCUGUUCCCAGGCAGCGGGCGGGCUGCGGUGGCUCCCCGGCGGCAGUGUGCAUUUGCAGGCGGUGGCGCUCACGUCCGGUGGCGGGCGGCGGGCGGUGGGCGGCCUGCGACACGGGGUUCCUGGCCAGCGACGCGCGGGUCCUGUCCCACGGCGUGAGGCUCCUGAUUUUGUGACGCCAGGCGUUUGGCGGCCCCGACAUGCGGCUCCUGGUGGGGAUGUGAAACGCCAGGAAGCCCGCGUCAUCGCCGCGGGCGUGUGCGGCAUCUCCCACGCCCGCGCCCGGCCCCGAGGCCAGCUCACCGAAGCCAGAGUUCGAUUCCUCAAAUCCUUGACCUGUCUUUUUUUUCGUGGAAAUAAAAAAAAUACCGCCCCUCCCUCUCUUUCCCGAGGCGGCGGCGGGGGCAGGGCGAGGGCGCCCCGGCAGCCCUUCCUUCCUCACCCCCACGCGGGCGCCUCCCCCUCUCCCUCCGGCGCCUGCGCGGCCAGCUGGUGCCCGCGCCCCAGCCCCUCGUGCGCGGGAAACGGUGUCGGGGAAGGCGAAGGAGGUGGCGGCUCCAAUGACCUUGACCUUGAUCCACUCGAGGAAGGCCCAGAUGCGCCGAGGAGGCUGUGGAUCGGGCCUUCGUGGCGACUACCUCCACUCAUCCGUCCUCGCCCCGGAGGCAGCCAGCCCAAAGGCGCGGCGGGCCUAGAGGGGCGCCCCAGCGGUUGUUCGCCCGAGGGCGUGGUGGCAGCGGAGGUGGCACCCUUGCUGACGUCGUGGCCGGUGCUGCGGCAACGGGAGCAAUCGUCGUGGCUGGGGGUCCGAACCACCAUCGCAAUUGUUCUUGAAGAUGCUCUAUCUGAUCUUCCAGAAGCUACAUUGGGCUGGUUACAAACAAGAAUGGAUGAUCAAGGAGUUUUCAACACAAUUAAAGAAGCUGUCAAUUUGCAUCAAUCAAAGAUCUAA